CGGCCGCCGAGCUUCGCCUCGCCGGAGCGGCGGCCAGGGCAGGGCAGCGCCUGUAACUGGAAACCAGCGCCGGCACCGGCACCGCGCGGCCGCUCCAUUCACUCCUAGCCAGGUUUGGAAUUAAAAUGUUCUGGUAGCAGGAGUGGAGUCUAUAAACUGAUAGAAACCAGAUAGAAAUCAGUAUUACUGCUGCUUCCAAUAGCCGGGUUUCAUUUCUUGGAUAUUAAGUUGCAAAUCUGAAGAGAUGGCAUUUCUUGCAUUGAACGUGUUGAUUGGGAUAUUUAUUUACUUUAGCAGUGUAAAAGGAUCUUCCCAGCCUCAAGCAAGGGUGUUCCUAACAUUCAAUGAGCUGCAAGAAACUAAGACCUCUGAGUAUCACAGGAUAUCCCACAGCCCCCUGGAUUACAGGAUAUUAUUGAUGGAUGAAGAUCAGGAUCGGAUCUAUGUGGGGAGUAAAGAUCAUAUUCUGUCUCUGAAUAUUAACAAUAUAAGCCAAGACCCCCUCAGUAUUUUCUGGCCAGCCUCAGCAAACAAGGUUGAAGAGUGUAAAAUGGCUGGCAAGGAUCCUACACACGGCUGUGGGAACUUCGUGCGCGUGAUCCAGUCCUACAACCGCACCCACCUGUACGUCUGCGGCAGCGGCGCCUUCAGCCCCGUCUGCGUCUACGUCAACAGGGGACGCCGGUCUGAGGAACAAAUCUUCAAGAUCGAUUCCAAGUGCGAAUCAGGAAAGGGUCGCUGUUCUUUCAACCCUAACGUGAACACGGUGUCUGUUAUGAUCAAUGAAGAGCUUUUUUCAGGAAUGUAUAUUGAUUUCAUGGGGACUGAUGCAGCCAUUUUUCGCAGUCUGACCAGGAGGAAUGCAGUGAGGACUGACCAGCACAACUCCAAGUGGCUGAGUGAGCCUAUUUUUGUGGAUGCUCAUGUUAUCCCAGAUGGCACUGACCCCAAUGAUGCCAAAAUCUACUUCUUCUUCAAAGAAAGACUCACAGACAACAGCGGCAGCACAAAGCAAAUUCAUUCAAUGAUUGCAAGAGUAUGCCCAAAUGACACAGGUGGUCAGCGCAGUCUUGUGAACAAGUGGACAACAUUCUUGAAAGCAAGACUUGUGUGCUCAGUAAUGGAUGAAGAUGGAACAGAAACGUACUUCGAUGAAUUAGAGGAUGUAUUUCUCCUAGAGACAGAUAACCCCAGAACAACACUCGUGUAUGGAAUUUUUACAACAUCAAGCUCCAUAUUUAAAGGCUCAGCCGUGUGUGUGUAUCAUCUGUCUGACAUCCAGACUGUGUUCAAUGGACCAUUUGCACACAAGGAGGGCCCAAACCACCAGCUGAUUCCAUAUCAGGGCAGAAUUCCAUACCCACGACCUGGCACCUGUCCGGGAGGAGCCUUCACACCCAAUGUGCGGACAACCAAAGAGUUUCCAGACGAUGUUGUGACCUUCAUUAGGAAUCACCCUUUGAUGUUUAAUCCCAUUUACCCCAUACACAAGAGACCAUUAAUCAUCCGGAUAGGAGCUGACUACAAGUAUACCAAGAUUGCUGUGGAUCGAGUGAAUGCUGCUGAUGGGAGAUACCACGUCUUGUUUCUUGGAACAGAUCAAGGAACUGUACAAAAAGUUGUUGUCCUACCCACCAACUUCUCUGCAAGUGGAGAACUCAUUUUGGAAGAGAUGGAAGUUUUUCAGAGUAAUUCUCCUAUAACAACAAUGAAGAUUUCAUCUAAAAAGCAACAGCUGUACGUGAGCUCAGAUGAAGGGGUCACCCAGGUCUCCUUGCAUCGCUGCCACAUCUACGGGACCGCCUGUGCUGACUGCUGCCUCGCCCGAGAUCCAUACUGUGCCUGGGAUGGCAACUCCUGCUCCAGGUUUUAUCCCACAGGAAAAAGGAGGAGCCGUAGGCAAGACGUGAGACAUGGAAACCCUCUGACUCAGUGCCGAGGUUUCAACCUGAAAGCAUACAGAAAUGCUGCAGAAAUAGUUCAGUAUGGAGUAAAAAACAACACCACCUUUCUGGAAUGCACGCCUAAAUCUCCUCAGGCUUCUAUUAAAUGGCUGCUACAGAAAGACAAUGACAGGAGGAAAGAGGUGAAGCUGAACGAGAGGAUCAUAGCUACUGAGCACGGGCUCCUGAUUCGCUCUGUGCAGGACAGCGACUGGGGGCUUUACCACUGCAUCGCCACGGAGAACAGCUUCAAGCAGACCUUGGCAAAGAUCAAUUUCAAGGUGCUGGAUUCAGAGAUGGUGGCUGUCAUGACUGACAAGUGGUCCCCUUGGACCUGGGCCAGCUCGGUGCGAGCCCUGCAGUUCCACCCCAAGGACUUUGUGGGGGCUUUCAGCCACUCCGAGAUGCAGAUGAUUAACCAGUACUGCAAAGACAGCAGGCAGGCAGGUCAGCACAGGGAAGAAUCCCAGAAGAUGAGAGGGGACUACAGCAAACUAAAGGCUCUUAUCAAUAGCAGAAAAAGUAGAAAUAGAAGAAAUCAAUUACCUGGAUCUUAAUUUUAUUUUAUAGUAAUAGAUAUUUUUGUCCUCAGUGUAGGGGGCUUAUAUUUGUCUAUUGUAAACACAUUCGUGCAAAUCUGAUAAAAAAUUAAAUGAAAAUCCAGGAAGACUCAUAAAAGAUCUUUCUCCCAAUUUAAUGCAGUGUAACCUAAGAAAACAACUCAGAGCAUUUUCUUUCCUAGAUGCUUAGUGACUCUAGGCUGAGCUCUGUCCUAGAAACAGCACUGGGUAUUCAUCUUAAACCAGAUUCACCUUUAACAUCUCAGUAUUUAAUUACAGCUGUAUAGAAAUUUUAACAAAAUCAGUGCAUUGUCUUGCAACUCUGGAACUGUACCAACUAGACUGGUGGUGAAAGAAUCUGGGUUAAGAUGAAUAUUUAGAGUAGGAUGGUACUAAGAUUUCCUUGCACUGUGUUUAAGAACAUGAGUUUCUUCUUGUUUACUGCUCAAUAUUGGGUUUACAGCUUUCACUCAUCGAUCAAAUCAUGUGAAUGCAUGCAGCUAGGAAGCAAGUAAAGUGUAGUAGAAAUGUUUCAUUUGCUCAGAGGCCAAAUGAAGGAACAAACAGAAGAAAAACAAAGAAUUUAUACUUUAUCAGAGUAAGCACUGAUUAUUGUGCAUAGUAUGAGUUGUAAUAAAUUAAUGAGUUCUGGAAUGUAACUUAAAAUAUCUCUGCUCAUAUUGAUUUUUAUUAAAAUAGGGAGUCCUAUAACACUACAUAGCUUUAUAAGUGGCACAAAGAUAACAUAAGAAUGUUCAUUAUACAUAUAAUUUCGAAAAACACCUAAGUGACUUAGGUAUUUUAGCUACUUUUCAAAGGAUUACACUCCAAUUUCUUUUCAAAGGACAGAAUGUAGACACAUCAUAUAGUGCUUGUUCAGAAAUGAAAAAUAUAGAUUAUCUUUAUUCUGUUCCAUGAUUAAAUUGGAGCUGGUCUGAAAUGUGGAAACAAGUCAUAAGUGUCUUUGAAAUUUUUAAAACAUUAUUUUUUCAACUGUUUUCUCAAAGUUGCAAAUAUUUAACUAGAAUUUUCUAAUUAAACCAUUCCCAAUUUCCAGUUUUUGUACCCUUAUUCUUUUCCAUGUUAUUUUCUCAAUUUGCUCCUAUUUUCAGUUCUUUGCUAAAAAGCAGAUCAGGAAAAGAGAAGAAGAAAAAAUAAGGAACGAGGGAAAAAUAAAACUGAAAAAUGGGUUUGGGUCAAAAACCAAAAACUAUAACUUGAGAGGCAUGUUCAAACAGAAAUCUUUUGUUUAAGAAGCAGCUGCCAGGUCUAAUGAAGCAAAUUUUGUUGAAAAUUGGGUGAGUGUGCACCAAGUCAUCCUAGGAAAAGCCAUGCAAAUGCUGUAAAGAGGGACAGAUCAUCGAUGCUUUUACUGUGUAAGAGUGUUCUGGAAGCCACCCAGUCUGUUCAAAACAGUAACAGGGAUUAAAAAUGUAUGAGCACCCUAGAAAAAAUCACAAUUAUUUAUGGCAUUAUGCAAAAAUAUAAACUGAUGUUCAGCUCAAAUCUGAGUUAUAAUUCUGAGUUAUGAUGUUAUAAUUCUGAGUUAAAAUGUUAAGUUAUAAGUCUACUUCUAUUAGAAUACUCUAGGAGUAACUGCAGGGCAUGGGGAAACACUUCUGGGUUUGUGCCUGUGUGAAUUCAGUUUAAUGCAAUGGAGGUAACACUGGUAUUUAUCUGCCAUUAGCUGGAUUGUCACUUUAUCACCACCUCAUGAAGGACAGCUGGGAAAUGAGCCCUAAUCACACCAUUUAAACAGUCUCUAAAUCCCUUUGAUGCUGGUGGGAUCUCUUUGAAUUUAAUUUGUGUGCUUACUGCUAGCAAGGCAGUGCCAGCCUGCCCAUAUAUUGCCAUCGAGUUAAGUGCUCUCCUUACUCAAGGCCUCAGUGUGUAUUUCUGCAAUAUUUAGGCAUUAAUAACUAAGGUCCUUCUUAUGGAAACCAUCAGAAAACUUUCUCUGACCUCCAUGAGAUUGAAUUUGGCCCAAAGAGCUAGCAAAUAAGGUUCUGGAGGAAUCUGGGGUUUUUUUUCUUUUUUUUUUUUUUUUUCCUUUUAUUUCUUCCUUGCCC
Messenger RNA from Pyrgilauda ruficollis (rufous-necked snowfinch), 4572 nucleotides. It is a transcript of the gene SEMA3C, whose product is annotated as semaphorin 3C. Bases 245 to 2500 code for a protein of 751 amino acids. Gene Ontology annotation, molecular function: chemorepellent activity; semaphorin receptor binding. Gene Ontology annotation, biological process: neural crest cell migration; negative regulation of axon extension involved in axon guidance; negative chemotaxis. The record is from RefSeq and is a predicted model, not a curated record. The transcript is spliced from 19 exons. Lineage: Eukaryota; Metazoa; Chordata; Aves; Passeriformes; Passeridae.